Molecule: messenger RNA, 309 nt
Organism: Pyricularia pennisetigena
Lineage: Eukaryota; Fungi; Ascomycota; Sordariomycetes; Magnaporthales; Pyriculariaceae
Exons: 1
Coding region: 1-309 (102 amino acids)
Source: RefSeq, a predicted model, not a curated record
AUGGCCGAUGCGACCCACCGGCACCAACAGCAUCUGCAGCCGCGGGACGUCCUACAGAAGCGCGUCAACUUAACCCCCGAGUCUGCUGGGUCCAUUCUGACGACUGUCCUUGUCGUCGUGGGAUGCGCGAUCGGCAUCGGAGUCGCAAGCAUCGCCGUGUUUGGGUUUGAGUGGAAGAUCUGGACUCGUGGUGUGCCGAGGCAAGAGCACAUUGAUGGAGUUUCUAAAGUCGGGGAGACGGGGGAGAAUCAGCCAUCAACAGACCAGAACGGACGCGUGGAGCAGGACGAAAAUAAAAACAUAAAGUAA